Monopterus albus (swamp eel) is the source of this 2107-nucleotide messenger RNA. RefSeq names its product E3 ubiquitin-protein ligase RNF180-like. The transcript has 8 exons. Lineage: Eukaryota; Metazoa; Chordata; Actinopteri; Synbranchiformes; Synbranchidae. Gene Ontology annotation, biological process: positive regulation of proteasomal ubiquitin-dependent protein catabolic process; protein polyubiquitination; serotonin metabolic process. Gene Ontology annotation, molecular function: ubiquitin conjugating enzyme binding; ubiquitin protein ligase activity. Bases 158 to 1696 code for a protein of 512 amino acids. Gene Ontology annotation, cellular component: endoplasmic reticulum membrane. The record is from RefSeq and is a predicted model, not a curated record.
UUUUUGGUCUGUUUGGCUUUCCGUAGUGUCCUGGUUGUUUCGUACGCAUACACACACACACCUUGUGUUUAUGUGUAGGUUUUCUUUGUCACCACGGUUCAAAACGUGUUUACAGCUGUCAGAGCUGAACCAACUUAAAACGUGAACACAGGGAGUCAUGCUCCGGUGCAGGAGGUGUCGGAAGGGUGUCAUAGACUCAGCAUGUGUGGCGAUGGUGGAGGACACGAUGGAAAACCCAGCUACUGUUUGUAGCAUUUGGCACGUGAAUAUUGACACAAUGCCGGAGUGGAUGCUGACCUCAGUUCACCAGGCCCAGUGGACUGUGGGAAAACUGAACUGCCAGAACUGUGGAGCUCGAUUGGGCGGCUUCAAUUUCAUUAACCGUAGCGAGUGUCCCUGUGGCCUGGAUGCCACCGUCCACCUCAGCAAGAGCCGCGUGGAACGCGAUAUCAAACAUUACGUUCUCAUUGUCCAGCCGAAGAGGUCGAGGCCUGAGAAGGACCAGGCAGAUCUGCUGAUACAGCGCCCUCACAACAGCGAGGAGAGGUCAGAGAUAAACAGAACUGCCUUGGACAGUUUACAGCUGAACUGUGCCACUGUCAACCCUGCACAGAGCAAGAGUAAAAACACCCAGUCGUUUCCUUUCAGUCCUCUGUACUGCAUCUCUCAUAGGAGAAGAUGCAGUUUGGAAGAUGAUGGCCCCUUCAGGUCUUCAUGUUUUUGCCUUGCAGGUCUUAUGGACAAAUCUGUUGUUGAUUUGUCAAGGACAAGGGGUGAUGAGCCAACACAGUCACCUGUCUCUUUUCCCACAAGUCAGCACUUUGAGACAGAAGCUGACGCUUCACCCACCGCUGCCCCCUGUCUACGUGUCUCUGAGAGUGGACGGACAGCACUGGAUCAACAGCUGCUGCAGACUGUGGAGGAUGCCCAGUUCUCUGCAGAGAGCACAGCUGCUGAUGAGGAACGUUUUGAUUCAGCCCCGUUCCUUAGACGAAGACAUGUCUCUGACAGUGCCGCUGAGCAGGAGGAGGAAGUGGUGCCUCAAGCUUCCCAAGCUUCAAACAGACUGAGCAAAAGAGAGAAGAACCACCUGAAGAGUCUCCGAAGGAAACAGAGGCGGAGAGAGCGAUGGUUGCAUAGUCAGCUGGAGCAGGUGGGGAGUGUGAGCAGUUCACAGCUGGACAGUGAGGAGGAGGACAGAGAGGGCAUCACCUGUGCCGUGUGUCUUGACGUCUACUUCAGCCCGCUCAGCUGUCAGCCCUGUGGUCACAUCUUCUGUGAGCCGUGUCUUCGCACUCUUGCCAAGAACAGGCCAACACACACGCCCUGCCCUCUCUGCCGCGCGCUCAUCUCACACACCAGCUCCCACAAAGAGCUCGACCAAACUGCAAAGACACUUUUCCCGAAGGUCUACUACACCCGCAAACAAAACUUCCAGAAUGCCCCAUGUGCAAAGUGGCCUCUGCCCAGCUUUCACAAACACUUCCAUGCUUUCUGGGGAUUACAGAGACGGCCAGCGAUGCGAAGGAGGCACUGGCACCUUGCCCAUGGAGGCCUCAUGCUGGACGCUAUGGACUUCAACGACACCCGCGGCUGGCUCUUUGACAUCGGCCUGGUCAUCAUCUACGUCCACUCAGUCAGCUGGAUUCUGGCUUUCUUGUGCCUCUGUUUCAUCAUGUACUACUUUUUCUUUUAAAACACUGAGUAACACUCAGGAGUUUGCAGUCCUGGUUUAUCUGGCUUCUGUUUAUUUGAAGAGAGUGUUUUUUUUUUUCUCGUUUCACCUUUUGGCAAAUGUUGAACAGUCAAACCUGAUAUUUCAGUGUUAAAAUAUGUCAAAGGUGGUCAAGACAGAUGUGGAAUCUUGAAAUGUGUGAAAGCAUUUGUCCCUGCAAGUUUAGAUGAGAAGGCUCACGUCAGUCUUGAUUAGCUUCACUUAGCUUGAAGUUAACACUAGAACCGCCAACAAUGCAGUACCUUCUUGAACCGCCAGGAGGUCAUUAUGACCUCGCACCACUUCAGGCUUUAUAAUUGCAAAUUAGAAGUCUGUUACAGGAAUGUUUGGUCAUUUUUUCAAAAUAGCAUGUAAAAAUGGAUGAAAUAAAAC